AUGCUGGAGUGUCAGGUCACCGGAAAACCACCGCCCGAAAUCACCUGGUUCAAGGAUGGGGUGAAUAUUGACAACAGCCCCGAGUACGUCAUCAUGGAGGUGACCGGGUCCUGCGCCCUCAAGAUACGCAAGGCUAGCCAGCCGGAGCAUCAAGGCGACUACGUCUGCAAGGCCAAAAACCGCUGCGGCGAGGCCGUGACUACGAGUCGGCUGCUGGUCAAACCGGUGCAGCCGCCGAAGAUCCUUCGACCGCUGGCGGACACGACAGAAAAGCUAAAUGCACCCUGCGUUCUG
Molecule: messenger RNA, 294 nt
Organism: Dibothriocephalus latus
Lineage: Eukaryota; Metazoa; Platyhelminthes; Cestoda; Diphyllobothriidea; Diphyllobothriidae
Source: the annotation of a GenBank genome assembly